AUGACCAAAUUCCGGGAGGCGGUGACCUUCAAGGAUGUGGCCGUGACCUUCACGGAGGAAGAGCUGGGGCUGCUGGACUCCACCCAGAGGAAGCUGUACCGAGAGGUGAUGCUGGAGAACUUCCGGAACCUGCUCUCAGUGGGGCACCAGUCCUCCAAGCCAGAUAUGAUAUCCCAGUUGGAGAGAGAGGAAAAACUUUGGAUGACGGAGGUCCAGACUCAGAGAGGUGGGCAUUCAGGAGCCAGGAAUCACAAUGAGAUGGAGACUCUUCAUGAAACAGGAGUCAGAUUCCUUUCAUUGGGAGAGCUUUCAUGCUGGCACAUCAAGAGACACAUUGUGAGCAAAUUAACCAAAAGUCAGGACUCCAUGAUAAGUAUUCACGGAAAGAAUUCUCAGUCCCCCAAACAACAUAAUUCCCCUGCAGGAGUGUCCAUUCAGGCUUCUGUGGAAGACAGCUGUUUAAUGACUCUUCUAGAGGAUCAUUCUAAUGUUAUUGAAAAUCAAGAAUUUCCAACUGGGAGAGCUCAGAAUUCCUGGAAUAAAUUCUAUCUGAAUGGGACUCAGAAUUAUCAGAGAAGUUGUAAGCUGACUCCAGUGAAAAACAAGUUCUGUAUAUUUGUUCCAUGUGCUGAUAUUUUCAGUUGUAUCUCCCCCCACCUCGAUGAUGACACGGUGUACAAAAGAGAGAAAGCUCACGGCAACAGAGAGUGUGGUAGAGAUCUCUUAAAGGCAUCACCUCUGGCCCCGUGCAGUAUCAUUCAAACUGGACCGAAAACCUACCAGUGUAACGAACGUGAGAAAGGAUUCAGUGACCACACCAGCCUUGAACUUCAUCAGCAGGUACACUUGGGCAGGAAGUCCCCUACGUACAGGACACAUGAGAAGGGCAGCGGUUAUAGCUCAGCUAGUCGCAUUCAACAGGGUGUCCUCCCAGGGAAGAAACGCUAUUGGUGUCACGAGUGCGGGAAGGGCUUCAGUCAGAGCUCAAACCUGCAGACUCACCAGAGAGUCCACACGGGGGAGAAGCCCUAUUCAUGCCAUGAGUGCGGGAAGAGCUUUAAUCAGACCUCACACCUGUAUGCCCACCUGCCCAUUCACACCGGAGAGAAGCCCUACAGAUGCGAGAGCUGCGGGAAGGGCUUCAGUCGUAGCACAGACCUCAACAUCCACUGCAGAGUCCACACGGGAGAGAAACCGUAUAAGUGUGAGGUGUGCGGGAAGGGCUUCACCCAGAGGUCCCACCUUCAGGCCCACGAAAGAAUCCACACUGGAGAGAAACCAUACAAGUGUGCAGAUUGUGGGAAACGCUUCAGCUGUAGCUCAAAUCUGCACACGCACCAGCGCGUCCACACUGAGGAGAAACCCUACAGGUGUGAGGAGUGCGGCAAGUGCUUCAGCCUGAGCUUCAACCUUCACAGUCACCAGCGCGUCCACACGGGAGAGAAACCCUACAAAUGUGAGGAGUGUGGGAAGGGUUUUAGUUCGGCCUCAAGCUUCCAGAGCCACCAGAGGGUUCACACAGGAGAGAAGCCGUUUCGAUGCAGUGUGUGUGGGAAGGGCUUCAGCCAGAGUUCCUAUUUCCAAGCCCAUCAGAGAGUCCACACUGGAGAAAAACCCUACAAGUGUGAGGUAUGUGGGAAGCGCUUCAAUUGGAGCCUGAAUCUUCACAACCAUCAGAGGGUCCACACAGGAGAGAAACCCUAUAAAUGCGAGGAGUGCGGGAAGGGCUUCAGUCAGGCCUCGAAUCUUCAAGCUCAUCAGAGUGUCCACGCGGGGGAAAAGCCCUUCAAAUGUGAUGCAUGUCAAAAGCGAUUCAGUCAGGCCUCCCAUCUUCAAGCCCAUCAGAGAGUCCACACGGGAGAGAAACCAUAUAAAUGUGAUACAUGUGGUAAGGCCUUCAGCCAGAGGUCGAAUCUCCAAGUCCAUCAGAUAAUUCACACUGGAGAGAAACCGUUCAAAUGCGAGGAGUGUGGGAAAGAAUUCAGCUGGAGUGCCGGGCUCAGUGCUCAUCAGAGGGUCCACACAGGAGAGAAACCCUAUACGUGUCAGCAGUGCGGUAAGGGCUUCAGCCAGGCCUCACAUUUCCACACCCAUCAGAGGGUCCACACUGGAGAGAGGCCUUACAUAUGUGAUAUAUGUUGCAAGGGCUUCAGCCAGAGGUCACAUCUUGUUUACCAUCAGAGGGUCCACACUGGAGGGAACCUGUAG
Lipotes vexillifer (Yangtze River dolphin) is the source of this 2208-nucleotide messenger RNA. It is a transcript of the gene ZNF235, whose product is annotated as zinc finger protein 235. Lineage: Eukaryota; Metazoa; Chordata; Mammalia; Artiodactyla; Lipotidae. The record is from RefSeq and is a predicted model, not a curated record. Gene Ontology annotation, molecular function: DNA-binding transcription factor activity, RNA polymerase II-specific; RNA polymerase II transcription regulatory region sequence-specific DNA binding. The coding region runs from base 1 to 2208 and encodes 735 amino acids. Gene Ontology annotation, biological process: regulation of transcription by RNA polymerase II. The transcript has 4 exons. Gene Ontology annotation, cellular component: nucleus.